This is a messenger RNA of Ruditapes philippinarum (Manila clam), 442 nucleotides long. RefSeq names its product neuroendocrine convertase 2-like. Gene Ontology annotation, biological process: protein processing. The record is from RefSeq and is a predicted model, not a curated record. The transcript is spliced from 4 exons. Bases 117 to 416 code for a protein of 99 amino acids. NCBI's taxonomy places the organism in Eukaryota, Metazoa, Mollusca, Bivalvia, Venerida, Veneridae. Gene Ontology annotation, cellular component: trans-Golgi network; Golgi membrane. Gene Ontology annotation, molecular function: serine-type endopeptidase activity.
UUGAUAUAGAACCGGUUAGAGUAUACAACAACACUUUAAAACCAACACAGGGCCAUACCAGUAACAACACCGACAGCUACAGCUCGGAAAACCUGGUGUGUAGCCACUAUUACGGAAUGGGCGUGCAAAAGGUCUGGGCAAAAAACAUAACAGGCAAAGGAGUAAAAAUUGCCAUCAUUGGUGCCGGGAUAAAUACAGACCUGAAGGACUUGAAACGGAAUAUUGGCGAUUGCGAACUUUGUAAGAACUUUAUUCAGAACUCAACAGAUGUAGCUCCAGAGAGCUUUAAAGAUUUAUUAGAUAAACCGCCUUCAGUUGCCGAUCAUGGUAAUAAAGUUGCAAGUAUUGUCGCAGCUGAAAAAGACAACAACAUUUGCAGCGCUGGAAUUGCAUAUGAUGCUACAAUUAUAGGUUAGUUUCUUAAGAUAUUAAGUCAUUAUAC